Phragmites australis (common reed) is the source of this 3444-nucleotide messenger RNA. RefSeq names its product protein CHUP1, chloroplastic-like. The record is from RefSeq and is a predicted model, not a curated record. Gene Ontology annotation, cellular component: chloroplast outer membrane. NCBI's taxonomy places the organism in Eukaryota, Viridiplantae, Streptophyta, Magnoliopsida, Poales, Poaceae. The coding region runs from base 689 to 3085 and encodes 798 amino acids. The transcript has 9 exons. Gene Ontology annotation, biological process: chloroplast organization.
UCCGAAGCACCACCCCUUGUCUCCUUCCUCCUCCCUUCGCUAUUCGAUUUCCUUCUUUAUUGAGUAGAGCGCUGCUGCUGCUGCUUGCUCGGGGAGUGUGGGGGUUCAGCUGCUCAAUAGUAUUCUAAUCGUCGGUAGUCGCGGCGGCCACCGCGGUCACGGCUGCGUUUUUCGUUCAAGUUAGGUUGAACCGAUUCGGGGUUCUUGGUGGGGGUGAAAGGCCGCGGCUUUGGGCUACCCGGGGUUCUUGGUGGGGGGUUUCAAGAUCGAUUUGAGCCGUGUUCUUCAUCUCACUGCACCGAAUACUGAUGGUUUUGAGCUGGUAGUGUGGGGAGGGAGAGAUUCGGGGUUUCUGAACGGAGGGGUGUGGUUGAGCUCAGAUUUGCCUUUCUUUUGGGCAUGGUCCAUCGGAAGGUGCUAUUGAGUGAGUCUGCAGCAUCCGAUUGUGGGAUGGGAGUAAGUCUCGGAACAAGGAGGUUGGGGAAAUGAGGGUGUUGCUGUGUUCCUUUGUUGUGCACAUUUCCUUAUAGAACUCCUGAAGCUGGUUUUUCUCCCCAACAAAUAUAUUGUAUGGCCAGAUAGAAUUAGAAAUCCAGCGAUUCAGGUCACACUACUGGAGCGUUGCAGUGAUCAAGUUCAGUCAAAGUUGUAUGGUUAGUGCUCGGAGCGGUGGUAAUCUUGGGAAACGAUGAAAGAGGAGAUCAUGUUUGACAACCAAACAAAGCCAUGCAGAUCGAGGGUUGACUCCAAAAGCAAUCCAAAUUCUCUCAAGACCAAGUUUGGAUCCUCAUGGGGUUCCCAAAUUGUCAAAGGGUUCACAGCAGACAAGAAAACCAAGAAGACAGCAGCCAUUGCAAGCAAGAAACCACCUCUUGCAAGUGUCGAAAAUGUUAACCAGACCAACCAACAGAUUCCAUACCACUCUAGGGUUAAGAGAUCACUUAUUGGAGACUUCCCUUGCUCACCUGCAGGUGCUCAAGUUCACCCCCAUGUCUUUGAUUGCCACAGUAUAAGGUCCCCGGCAUCUCGUGAUCUUUUUCUUGAGUUGGACCAUCUCAGGGAACAACUACAGGAGUCAAAAGAAAGGGAAUUGGCAUUACAGUCAGAGUUGCAGCAAUGCAGAGAAAACUCAAGAGUUUCAGAACUUGAGAAGGAGCUUGAUUCUAGGAAGAAUGAAAUUGACAGACUUGCAAUACUUAAUACUUCACUAGAAGCUGAGAAAACAAGCCUUUCUGAACAACUAUCAGCUCUAUCUUCUAUGGUGGAGCACCAUGAAGAAAAUGUAAGAUUGUGUGGGCAUGGCAAUCGGGUACCUAGUGUGGAUGGGGACAGUGCACCUUCUUCAGGAAACUUGGAGUUUGAAGUUGUUGAACUACGCCGGUUAAACAAAGAGCUUCAGUUUCAGAAACGAAAUCUUGCAAUUAAGCUCUCUUCAGCUGAGUCCAAAUUGUCUGGUCUUGAGAAGAGUGCAGAGAGCGAUAUAGUUGCCAAGGUUCAAGCUGAGGCAUCGUUGUUGAGGCACACAAAUGCAAACCUGAGCAAGCAAGUUGAGGGAUUGCAAAUGAGCCGGCUAACCGAGGUUGAGGAGCUUGCUUAUCUUCGGUGGAUCAAUUCAUGCCUACGCCAUGAGCUCUGUAACUCAGAUCAAGCUGCUAGAACAAUGAUUGAUAUAGAUUAUAAUGGUGGAGUGGCUUUCAAUGAUGAUGAUGGUGGUGAAGGCGAUGCAAGAAAUACUGAGGAUGGUUCUGAUAUAAAAUUCAGCAUUGCAGAACGUAUCAAGCAGUGGUCUAAGAAUGAUAAGAGCUGUCAAGCAUCCAAAAAGGAAGCACUUCUUGAUAGGGCAUGGAUCGAAGCUGCAGAAGCACGAAGCCCAACACGUAGGCACUCACUUGGUGGACCAAAGGGAUGUGCACAAGAGUUCAACAUCGUAAAGAGGCGGCAAUCUGAUAACUUUAUCGGCCUUCCAGAUGCAACAGAUGAAUUGGUCUCUUGUAAUAAGGAUCCGGCAAUCAGGGAGAAGCGUGAUCUUCUCAUGGACAAGUAUGAUUUUGGUCGAUCUGAAAGUUCAAGGUUUGUUCUUGGCAAGUCAGAAGUAUGCAAGUCUCAAUGUCUGGAUGUUGAAAAGCGUGCACUGCGCAUCCCUAACCCUCCACCAAGACCUUCCGUUUCUGUAUCAAAUUCUGGUCCAUCAAAUGGAUCGACUGUGAAUCCGCCCCGGCCACCGCCACCUCCUCCUCCCCCAAAGUUUUCCACAAGGAGUACUGGGGUCAUGAAGAGGGCACCACAGGUUGCAGAACUCUACCAUUCACUUAUGAGAAGGGACUCCAAAAAGGAUACUUCUAGUGGUGGAAUCUGUGAAGGUGCUAACUCUGCGAAUGUGCGGAGUAGCAUGAUUGGUGAAAUCGAGAACCGUUCGUCCCAUCUGCAAGCUAUCAAGGCGGAUGUUGAGACUCAAGGUGAAUUCGUGAAAUCAUUGAUUAAGGAGGUGACUAGUGCAGCGUACAAAGAUAUUGAAGAUGUGGUUGCAUUUGUGAAGUGGCUAGAUGAUGAACUUGGCUUCCUAGUGGAUGAGAGAGCAGUGUUGAAGCAUUUUGAUUGGCCUGAGAGGAAGGCGGACACUCUACGAGAGGCAGCUUUUGGCUACCAAGACCUGAAAAAGAUGGAAACGGAAGUUUCAAACUAUAAAGAUGAUCCACGCCUUCCUUGUGACAUUGCACUGAAGAAAAUGGUUACAGUAUCUGAAAAAACUGAGCGAGGUGUCUACAACCUUCUGAGGACAAGAGACGCUAUGAUGAGGCAGUGUAAGGAGUUUAAUAUUCCUACUGACUGGAUGCUUGAUAACAAUCUUAUUAGCAAGAUAAAGUUUGCUUCUGUGAAAUUGGCGAAGAUGUAUAUGAAAAGGGUCGCAAUGGAGCUUCAAUACAUGGGACCUCUGAACAAGGAUCCAGCUCUGGAGUACAUGCUACUUCAGGCUGUAAGAUUUGCCUUCAGGAUGCACCAGUUUGCUGGAGGCUUCGACCCGGAGACCAUGGAUGCAUUUGAAGAGCUGAGGAAUCUUGUUCAUGUCAGGAAUAGCACCCAGUAGCUAGGUGCACCACAACAAGCGGGAAAAAUAUAAUAAUUUCACCAAACAAGAAGAAGAUGAAUAUUAAUUUCAGGCUUACCCUCUCAGUAAGCACAACCGACAGUUUGUUGUUUUUGGUUAUGGUGAUGUUUGCAGGUUUGGCGUGCAUGUAAUGUAAUAUAUACUCCUAUGUGUGUAGUGGGCUGAAGAGACCUGCUGUCGCUAGCUUGUGUAGAAUUUUGUGGCAGCCUUUCUGAAAAAUACGACAUGCGUUGGGACAUGCUUUGAUUGGUGAGCACUGAGCAAUGGCCAUGAUCAGAACUCAGAAGCACUCUUACAGGUGUCAUGCGUUGCUCUGAACGACCCUUGUUGCUAACACG